CAGAGUCAUAAGUGGUGACAUGAGAAGUCAAGCUCUGUUCUUCUUGUCUGCUCUGAUGGUUGUUGGCCUCAUGACAUGGGGGCUGUCCAUCGUUGCCUCUGUAAUACAGAAGUCCAGAAGAGUAUCAGCUAAACAAAAGCAUGCAACAGUUCCUGCGCCCAAGUGCGGGCUCUUGACGCUCUGCACAGCCGAUCAGUUUCCUGUUCACGUGUCCAGUGGGGCAGCAGAUAUUGUUGGACCUAAAAUCUGCUUCAAUGGCAAAAUAAUCAUGAGUCAUGUGCUCAACAACGUUGGACUUGGGCUCAACAUUGUGGUCGUAAACAUUUCAAGUGGAUCUGUGGAAAGUUCUACCGUUCUCAAUAUGAAAAAUGGAGCCGAAAAAGACAUCCUCCAACGCCUGAACUCUAUCAAACCUGGAAUGAUGGUUCUUGUGGCCUCUUUCGGUGACGUGACUUUAAAGAUGUCAGAUGAAAUACGAGACGUGUUCGUGGGGAUGGGAAGCUCUCUGGUCUCGUCAUUAAAAUACCGCGACAACUGGGUGUUUGUGGGAAGAGGCGGCACAGGAGACAAAAGCUUGUUUGAGAAGCGGUCAGUCAACGAUGCCAAGACCAACGUCUACGAGACAUACCCCGCGGUGGUGGAGGUGGCCGGGUGCUUUCCGAAAGACUGA
Molecule: messenger RNA, 670 nt
Organism: Synchiropus splendidus (mandarinfish)
Lineage: Eukaryota; Metazoa; Chordata; Actinopteri; Syngnathiformes; Callionymidae
Exons: 9
Coding region: 20-670 (216 amino acids)
Source: RefSeq, a predicted model, not a curated record